This is a messenger RNA of Dermacentor andersoni, 9858 nucleotides long. Its product is annotated as ectonucleotide pyrophosphatase/phosphodiesterase family member 3-like. Gene Ontology annotation, cellular component: sarcoplasmic reticulum; I band; striated muscle dense body. Lineage: Eukaryota; Metazoa; Arthropoda; Arachnida; Ixodida; Ixodidae. Gene Ontology annotation, molecular function: hydrolase activity; nucleic acid binding; metal ion binding. The record is from RefSeq and is a predicted model, not a curated record.
GCUGCCAGUGGAAUGGUAGUCAUUUUUUUAUUCAUAUUGUGUGUAAUGUUGUAUUUGCUUGGUCUUGUGUUGUCUCUUCUUCCCCUUGAUCUUGAGUUAUCGCCUCUUGUGCCUGCACUGCUCGGUGUGCCUCCUCCGCUUGCAGCGCUUUGUCAGGAGACGUUGAAUCUUGCAUUGCCUGUGCGGCACGAGUUGCGUAUACGUAAAGGACCUCCUCCUUCGUCGCGGGCGAUUUGAACUGCGGGAGAAUUGUGCUACUCUUUCAGUUGCAACUGUGUCAUCUUCUGGCACAAACAAGAUGUGGCGAUGCAUCAGAAGGUCAACUUAACAUUGUAGAUUGAUUCAAUGAUUUCGUGAAGUUCCAUUAAGCGAACCCCUAAAUGCUGCCGCAAGAAAAUACGAAAUAAAAUAAAACAAAAUAAAAUAAAAUAAACAGAUGAACACGCAUUCGAGUAACAAGCGUGCUUGCGCUCCACUGUCAAGGGGGCGCAGUCGCACGGGCGGCCGGGGGUGAGACCUCGUGCCUAUUAUAACGGCGGCAUAACGGCACAACAGCUGCGUGCCAAGCUGCGCGCGGCCGAUGUGUACCACCUCAAUGUGGGCUUUAUCCUGCAAUGUUAUCUGAUGUAGAUGCGCCGAGCUUGUGCUUGGGACACCUGUGCGCGCACGCAGGUUCUCGCGCAGUCGGCCGGAGGAGGAGCGAGACGGGCGCGAGCCACGAGCGCGGAUACAUCCGCCCGAACUCGGCCGGCUUCGCGACGGGGGAGUUCCGCUUCGACAUGGAGGAGGACCAGCGGCCGCCCAUGUGGAGCUGGAAGCGCAUCCUAGCGGUCUGCCUGCUGGCGGUGGUGUUGCUGGUAUCCUCCUUCUUGGGUGGCUACUUCCACGGUUUGCACACGGGCAAGAGGACGAAGGACCAGCAGGGAAAUCUGUCCGAGGAACUGUUUGACUCGGAAUGGCAGCGACUGCCCUGCAUAACCGAGGAUGACGUCUGUCCUGAAGGGUUCACCGACCCGCCGCUGAUCCUGAUUUCGUUGGAUGGCUUUCGGCCCGACUACCUGUCGCGCGGCCUGAACCCUUCGCUCGAGCGGCUCUCCCAGUGCGGCGUCAAGGCGCCCUUCAUGCGCCCGGUGUUCCCCACCAAGACGUUCCCCAACCACUUCACCAUCGUGACAGGUCUGUGGCCUGAAUCUCAUGGCAUCGUGGACAACAAGAUGUAUGAUCCCGAGUUCAAGACGCUCUUCAGGGUCGGAAACAUCGAGUCCUACAACUCGCGGUGGUGGGAAGCAGAACCUAUAUGGCUGACAGCGGAGAAACAAGGGAAGCGCGCCUCCACGUUCUUCUGGCCAGGAUCGGACGUGGACAUCAUGGGCGCGCGGCCCAGCGAAUUCUUCAAGUACAACGAGAUGAUACCGUGGCAGACGCGCGUGGAAGUGCUGCUCGCGUGGCUCGACCUUCCGGCCGAGCGGCGUCCGUCGCUGCUGACGCUGUACGUGAACGAGCCGGACAGCGCGGGUCACACCCACGGCCCCCACUCGGCCGGCGUGGACGAGGCGCUCGAGCUGGUCGAGAUCAUGCUCGACAGGCUGGUGGCCGGCCUGCAGGAGAGGCGCCUACUCGGAUGCGUCAACCUGCUUGUCGUCUCCGACCAUGGAAUGGCGAGCACCAGCUGCGACCAGGUCAUAGCGCUGGAGCACUUCAUCGACCCGGGCUCGGUGUACUCGCUGGUGGGUCCGACCGCCCGGCUGCGGCCCAAGCAGCCCGAAGACGUUGCGCCGCUCGUGGAGGCGUUGCGCUGUCGCGACAGCCACUUGCUGGCCUAUGCCAAGGAAAGGCUGCCCAAGCGGUAUCACUACUCGGACCACCGGCGCAUCGAGCCCAUCGUGCUCGACAUGGACUCCGGCUACCUCGUGCUCAACCGCGAAGCGGACAAGAAUCCAGCGCUGUGCAACGGUGGCUCGCACGGUUACGACAACAUGGCGCCCGGCAUGCAGUCAUUGUUCGUGGCGCACGGUCCGGCCUUCCGGCAGAACGUCACCGCCAGGCCGUUCAGGAACAUCGAGCUCUACGAACUCAUGGCAGAGCUGCUGCGCAUCCGACCCCAGCCUAACAAUGGCACCCGCGGCGUGCUGCACUACCUGCUGCGCAACCCCGCGGCCCUUCCGAACGAGCCACCGCUGAGGACGCCCGGCAUGUGCGGCAUCAACGGCAGCGACGAAGGAGGAGACAAGGAGGACGGGUGCAUGUGUAGAAACACCGUGCGCCCUUCGACAGCACCGGAUGCCUUGCCGCGACACACACCCUGGGGUCUGCCUUCCCAGGAAGAUGCCGAGGCCGGUUCGGACGGCCAGAUGUCACCUUGCGUGCUUGCCAACAAGGACUACGUGACAGCCUUCGACAGGGCGCUCAGGCUGCCGCUUUGGACGGCCUUCACGCUCGAUGGAAAGCACGAGCACGCCAUCGCCAACGCUUGCUGGGAGCGUGACGCACGACUUAAGGGUGCCGACCUCAGCUGCCAUGAUUACGAGGCCCUGGCCACGAGGUCUUUAACCAAGGAACCACUCUUCCCGCCAGAGCUGGCCUCGUCCCGCGCCGAGCAGUCGGCGGUGUGGCUGCACUCGAACGCGCUGCCCUUCUACCACAACCACUCGGCGGGCGUGCGGCGCGAGCUGCUGCGCCUGGUGCAGCUCUGGGAGGCGCGCCACGGCUCGCUGCACCUGGUCACCGGGCCGGCCUUCGACCUGGACGGGAACGGACGCAGGCCGCCGCUGCACAGGCUCAGGGCCGCAGCGGCGGACGGCGUCCCGCCGGUACCGACGCACGUGUUCUGCGUGGUGACGCGCUGCCUGUCCGAGGGGGUCCCGGUGGACCGGUGCCCCGCCGAGCGGCUGGACGCGGCCGCCUUCCUGCUGCCGCACCUGCUGCGCCCCGAGAACUGCCAGCCGUGGCCGCAGUACCUGCUGCAGCACUCGGCCACCGUCGGCGACGUCGAGCUGCUCACCGGGCUGCGAUUCUAUCGCGACCUGCCACCCUACGAACGCAUACGGCUGCGCACGGUCAUACCGCAGGCGCUGUGGCCUGCACAGUGAGGCUCGAGCCGGCUGCAGCUUGUCUGUGGCGCAACGAGCAGUUUAUCUCGCUAAUACCGCGUUUCGGUAUUAGCCAGCCAAAGCCAGCGCUAGUGUCGGCGUUGCUCGAUGGGAAGGAUGGGUGGUGGUGGUGAAAAACUUUUAUUGACGAGAAGGCCAAAAGUAAAAACAAAUUAAAAAGCAGCGUUGUGGGCGGCCUUCAGGCUGCCGGUUGUGGCGUCCAGGCCAUGCCUAGUCGCGACGUCCUCCGCCCAGUUCACCAGUCGGAGUUGGAUAUCCGGCUCGGUGCUGGACAAAGCAGCCUCCCACUGCUGCGGAUUGCUUAGGUGCCAAGAGGCAGGGGGCAAGUGUGCCGGGCAGGAGAAUAGGACGUGAGCGUAAUCGGCGCGGGAGCCGUCACAUAAGCGGCAAGCCGGCGAGUGCGUCCCGGGGUGGAAGAGGGCAAGACGUGCAGGAGCAAGAUAGGUAUGGGCCUGAAGGUGGCGCCAUAAGUGUUGGUGGGGCUGGGAAAGGGAUUGGUGCGGAGGGGGGAAGGUGAGACGAGAGAGGCGAUAGUGCUGCGUGAUAUCGCGGUACGUGAGGAGCGCGUCGCGCGUAUCCAUUCCCGGCGGAGGCGGGCUUGCUCGGUCAGUCGAAUCUCGAGCGAUGGGAUUGGCCGCCUCGUUACCAGGAUGGGCCGCGUGAGCGGGCACCCAGAUGAUUUGGAUGGGGCUAGAGGGAACGGUAUCGGAACGCAAGAUUCCGAUGGCCGGGUGUGCCACCCGUCCAACCUCGUAGUUGUAGACCGCAGGUUUGGAGUCGCUGAAGAUGUACUUCGCGGAGGUUUGCGUGAUGGCAAGGGCAAUAGCUGCCUCCUCGGCCUCGACAGAGGUAGAAGUGUAGACUGAGGUAGUAAGAGUGGGUCGGAGAGAAUUGUCAGUGACGGCAAGGGCAUGUGCUGGGUAGCGGCGGUACGGGGCAGCAUCUACGUAAGCCACGGCGGCCUGCCGUUCGUACUGACGCCAGAGCGCGGAGGCUCGCGCAGCUCUACGGGAGGGGUGGUGUUCGGUAUGCAUAUUUUUAGGGAGGGGAUUAAUGGUUCGGAGGGGGAAGACAUGGGAAGGGAUGGUCAGUGAUGUGGGAAGAGGAAUGAGAGGGGAGAGAUUAAUGGUGGAGAGAAGUACGCGACACGGGCGGGUGCGGGAGAGACGGAGGAGCUGGGCCGUGCGAUGGGCCUCCGUCAGCUCCGUCAGGGAGUUGUGGACGCCCAUCGACAGUAACCGAGCCGUCGAUGUAGAUGUGGGAAGGGACAGGGCUGACUUAUAUGCGUGGCGAAUGAGGCUGUUGACUUUGUCUUCCUUGGUACGAGAAAAGUAGAGAUACGGAAGAGAAUAAAUGAAGCGGCUGAGAACAAAGGCCUGGACCAGGCGGCGGAGGUCGUGUUCGUGCAUGCCGUGGUGGCGGUUUGCAAUGCGGCGUAUGAGACGGACAGUGUGGUGUACAGUGUUUGUGAGUCGAGUGAUGAGGGUGGUGUGCUUGCCAUUGGACUGAAGAAAGAGUCCGAGGAUGCGGAGGGUAGAGACGAGAGGAAUGGGUGUGCCGUCAAGGUAGACGGUGAGUGGAUAAGGCGACAGGGGGGCCAUCCGCCCAGGCCGAAGGAGCAAAAGCUCCGAUUUGGUCGGGGAGCAGCUCAACCCGAUGUCCCGGGCGUGAAGGAUGGGCGCCCGAGUGGUAAGGUGCUCUUCCGCAGUCGCGUGUGCAAUGAUAGCGAGCGACGAGCUGAGCUUUAUCCAUCCGAGGCGAAAUCCGCAUGCCCCGCGAAAUAUGUGGCUGAAAGCAAGAUUAUCACGUAGAUCGCGCAGUGAGAGAAGGAUUUUACGGGGAAUUGAAAAAAAAAAAAGAUAUUGCCGGAGGAAUAUCGCGCAACUAUUGAUAUAUACUUCCCUCGCGGAUCUUUGCGCAGUGCACACGCCGUCGAACAAAGUGAAUCGUUUUCCUCUCUGAGCUGCGCCACACACUCCUUUUCAUACGUGGCCAGGCAACACGAAGCUACGCAAGUAGUGCGGUCUCACUCCGCGUAUUUUGCAGUGCAGUUCUGCGACGAUGUAUACGACUUGUCGACAUAAGGUUGCAUCCGUGUUGCAUGCGAUGUAUGCGACGCACUAUGUUUUGGUCGCGAGUGGAAGCGGUGCGCUGUGACCGCGGGUCGCAAAAGAGGGUCCCUCUAUACUCGUUCGGUGGUAAAAUAGGUGCAGAUUUGCAACACGUUCCAUGCAAUAGUCGCGUUACAUUUUGCGGCACAAGAGUAUGAGACAAUGUUAUGUCGAAUUACAUGACACGUAACUGUAUAUUUAUUUCAUAUCUGACGCAAUGUUUUGACAGUAUUCACUUUCACUUUAUUUGUUCAUUUAAAUGGAUACAGCUUAAACACAGCGUUUGUAUGCGAAGGGGUGGCAAAGAGGCAGCUACCGCAUUCACUAGUGUAUACAUAAGGCCCGCACCCCCACUUUGGAAUGUGAAAAUUUGGAAACUAAACUUUCACUAAAAUUCGCUAAACGUCACGUGUAUAGCUGCUUACCGCCAAAUUCCCAAAAGCCGCUCCAAGAUGGCACUACUCACUGUCCCAAAAAUUGGUUGUCGACUGUAAAUGCACUAUAAGCCGUUGUGCACCCUUAGGUGUCCUUAAGGGUGCAGGUUGGUCUAUAACUCACUCCCUUACACCCACAAAGAGUGUAAAAGCUUGAGUUAUCGACAGAAAGCACUCGUAAGUGUGCAAAUUGGUUUACAGUGUGAUCGUAGUAGGCCGCUAUUGGUUUCAUUUAUUUGCCUUGCAGCCUGACCGCAGUACGGCUUCAGUGAGCAGCCAUAAACCAGCCCCGUGUAGGGCCCGCACCCGGUAUAAACUCCGGAUAAAAAUGUGCGGGUCUUGCACGAAUAAAUACGGUAUAUGCCUGACAGUGCACCAAAACCUGCUCUAACCACUAAAUUACGCACGUUCAGCCCAUUGAAUGAUUACAUUCUUUGUUGAUAUGGUCAUGAGAGAACCGUACGUAACAUUUUUCUCCUGCGAGGAAAAACAAAGCACACCGUAGACAACGCUUCACAAACUUCUCGUGCAAACAAAAUUACGAGACCUUUGUCCCACACUUGAAAAAAGCAUAAUUGAAAGCAGACUAUGCAAUCAAAAUAUUACAACACUUGUCUUCGCCGUCGGGCAUCGCACCGAUAUGAGCAAAACCGUCCCGGAACCGAAAACAGAUCACAUAAUAAUAAUAAAUUCACAUCUGAAGCGCGAGUAGAUAAGUAUGCAUCUUCUUUUUCUAAAGCUCUACUGGCCGGCUUUCUGCUAUUAUGCUAGUAACUACAGAAUUUCUGUUCGAAAGCUGAGGAAUCAUGUGCGUCAAUUUUUACCUGCCGUAAUUUGUCCGUAUUUUGUCGCUUCAAUAACUAGGGCGUCUAAAGCUUUAGGUAGGUGGUUUCCUAAGAAGCGUCAUGGAAUGCAUCUGUGUUCCAUUUAAUUUGAUCAUAAACGAGUGUGGUUAUUAUUUUUUUUUUGUAGAAAAUAAUUUCAAAAGUUAGGAUGUUAGCUUGCGGGAUAUUGGGGCAGAAUCCGUUCGUCGUAGAACGUCUUCGAUUAUGCGUAGCACUCUUUUUUUGCAGUCUAUGAAUACAUUCCUUAUUGGUAUUGUACGUCGUGGCUCCAAAUUAACAAAGUAAUAGAUAGGCGAGCGCACUAACGUAUAGUAACGCUGCACCGCUUACCAAAGUGGCAAGAAAUAACUGGUUUUACAAAUUAUAUCAAGUGCACGUGAAAUACCAUUACGAAGUUUAUUGAUAUGAAAGGACCAAUUCAAAACCGUUCUGUUUUAACUGACAUACAGCGCUUUCAAUCAAAACUCCUCGAAAUGUACUUCGAAUUUUUUCGUCGCGAAUGUAAGCAGGGAGAGAAGCCUCUCUAGCCUUCAGUAUUGCCUUCUACGCAUCAAAAGGAGCCUGGGUGCUCCUCAUAGGCUAAAACACGUUGGCGGGCUAUUUGGUUUGAAUUCAUGAUAGUGUGUGUAAGCGCGACAACAGUGUGUAGCGCUGUCUGUGUGUGUGUUUUGUUUCUACGUCCUCGUUCAGUCGCGUUUACCCACUCUAUCAUCCCCUCCUAGGCGCCGCAACUAUGCGCAGUCAUAGUGACACAUACAGCACAAAAAAAAAAAAAAGAAAGUACGGUGCGCGUUCCCAUCAAAAAGCGUCCUUGUCCUGUCGUACUCGAGCAACGCCUCCUAGAUAACUGAACAAGUGGACUUGUCUUCUUCAAAGAAGACAAGUCCACUUGUCGAAACGUUGGCUCCUGCAUUCACCUUGUUCACGUUUUGCUCAUCGUCUUGAAUUUCCAUCUUCCGCAUUCCCCGUGUUUUCCCUGGAGUGCCUACUUCUGUCCUUCGUGCGAUGUCAAAAGUGUCUAAAGUGACUCCACUUUCUACUCGUCAUUCACGAGUGCCUUUCUCAUGAGCAAUGUGUGUGCAGCAGCGGUGAUCGUCAGGAUAGUUUUCUCAUGAAUGGGUAAGGGUGCCCAGCUUCUGCGGCCGCGCUUUGUAUUUAUCUGGCUCCUCAUUAGUCUGGAAAUAAAAGUGCUGCGAUAGGUAGCUAUCAAUUCUCUUCCUUCAUGCAUCCUCGCGCUUUCCUUCGUAUGACGUCAUCUGGUCGCCCCUCUCGCAUGCGCGGAUGAGGCCGGGUAUUUCUUCUCCUCUGGAAUUUGUGGUGGCUGUAACUGUGCGUGGUAGACAAGCCAGCAUACCAGCUGGCGCAGCGGAACGACAUCGAGAACAACUACUUGUACGCGAGUGCUUUACGGCGUGCUGACCACCGGUGCAUGCGGGUUAGAGAGCAACGUCGUUAAAGAACAACUUUACGAGAGCGCCUGAUGAUACAUGUGCAUAUAUUUUUGUCCACAAUUAUUUUGCUACAUGUUACUUUACAUGUUAGACAUGUUACACAUGUUACACGUUACAUGUAACAUUUUGUUACAGCUGGCUGGUGUUUGAAAUUGUGUGCAUGUAGAGUGGAAUCGCUGCGCUGUCGUCAUGCUACCCCAUUCGUAUCACAUUUUGUUAUUGCGAGACUUCCGUGUAUUUACUUUACACGGGUGGCUGUUGUGCGUUGCUCUGCUUGUAUACAUCGUACAUGCGACAUUUCAAUGACCGCUGCCGUGCCGUUAUGAGCAUCAGUUACAACGAAACGCCAUCCGAGGACACUGGGAAAAUGUUUUAUGUCAUAGCCGACAUUUCGCUAUAACAGGUCGCAGUUACACACGUGUGGCUUUUUUUAUGGGAGAUCGCAAAACGCUCGUUGCAUCCAUUAUUUUGCUCGGUCCCCUUUCGUAACACGUAGGCUUCGCUGUGUUUGUUCCGGCAACUGAGUCGGCAGGCUACUUAACAACGCGUAACAGUCAGAUGGCGCUGUGCCACGCCCGUGUUUCUCUCGAUUUUCUAAAUGUCUGCUUAAGUGAAUUUCUCCGUUGCAAGAGGAGCGAAACCUCAUCUAGACGAAAUUUUCCGUAAGUGACGAUUCCUUCAUUGUAAGCUUUCAGCGACGCCGCUCUUCAGAAAUGCAUGCACUAAUUGAUUAAGCACGUCACUUUGUUGUCGUAUACAGAAUAAAUGCGCGGCUUUCUUUGUGCCGAGCGAGGAUCGUGAAAUUUUGUGGCUCUCCUUCAUAUUCUCCUGUACUUCUUGCCUUCCACUCCGAAAGCGGAUUAUGGCAUUAGAGCCAUACAGUUUUGUUUAAUAUUAUAUAACCACACUAUAUAAAGACCUGCUCGUCGCGCCAUUUCGUCUCUGAAAUUGUGAUAACGCGACCGACGCACUUUGCCAAUGUGAACAGACAUGAUUCGAGCGUAAUCACGUGGCUCUUUACCAAACCCAUGCAUUUGAAGUGUCUCGCGCAGGUUUAGGGCUAUAUUCGGCUCUAUAAACUGCUCGUGAGGUUGUACGCUUCGUGAGGCGAUGUUUCACCCGUCGCCACGUCAGGAAACCGAAGUGCUGGGCAGUAAUGAUGUAUGAAUGUUAUCUAUUUCCGCGGUGAUAAUUGACGCAACAUGGAAGUCUGAGAACGGUAUUGUUCUCCCCGGGCAUCAUGUCCUGUCAUUUUUCUUGCGUGCCUUCUUUUUGUCAAUUUCAUUGUUAAUCUCUUUAGCCAGUGAUUCCUGGCGUGUGUGUAAUUAACUGAACGUAAUUAUGAAGUACUGGCUUGAGAACAGACAUUGCAUACUGCUCUCGAAGGAUACUUAACAGAAGUUGCUGUUGUAUAGACACUACAUCAAUGACGUUGUUUUUAAUCUUUGUGUUGUAAAGAAGUGCUGUCUCUGCCGAGACCGAAGAUCUCCAGCAGUGACAACACUUACUAUAUUCGUGAUAUUUUCUCAAGUGUUUAGACUGCUUUUGUCUUGAUGAGUUGUGCUGGCAUUUUCUUCAGUUGAAUGUCACUGGCAGCUAACAUCUGCAUUUAUCAGACGAGCAAGCACUCCUAACAUUCCCUGUCUACGGCUGCACGAGAAUUGCUGGUCAAACGAAUGCUCACUGCUUUCUUUGCGACCAUCAUCGCUUCGGAAACAAUCGUUCUUGAAGCCUGGGCACCGGUUACAUCGUGGGUAUGCCCGUUGUGGUUACGCUGCUCGCGUACCCUGACUUGUGUUCAUCCUGAUGCCCUUGAGAGACCAGAGCUCGGCACUAAGUGGAAAUGAAUGCAUUUUUUACGCCUUCGGAGUGACAGCCUUUAAUAAAAGUUGCUUCCAACUGGCCAA